Molecule: messenger RNA, 696 nt
Organism: Sardina pilchardus (European sardine)
Lineage: Eukaryota; Metazoa; Chordata; Actinopteri; Clupeiformes; Clupeidae
Exons: 2
Coding region: 1-696 (231 amino acids)
Biological process (GO): DNA integration
Molecular function (GO): nucleic acid binding
Source: RefSeq, a predicted model, not a curated record
AUGGCGGAUCUGCCGCAAGACCGCCUGCUCCCCGACAAACCACCCUUCACCAACACGGGUGUGGACUAUUUCGGGCCUUUCGAGGUCAGAAGAGGACGUGCAAAGGUCAAGCGUUAUGGUGUGCUCUUCACCUGUUUAACUGUCAGGGCAGUGCAUAUAGAGGUAGCCCAUUCGCUUGACACCGAUUCAUGCAUUAAUGCCAUAAGGCGUUUUCAAGCCAGAAGAGGCCAAGUGUCAAUCAUCCGUUCCGACAAUGGCACGAAUUUUGUCGGCGCUGAACGAGAGCUGCGUGAGGCAUUAGCAAAGCUGGAUCAGUCUCGUAUCAACGAAGUCAUGACGAGAAAGGGUGUGCAAUGGAUUUUCAACCCGCCUGCUGCAUCCCAUCACGGCGGCAUCUGGGAACGUCAAAUCCGCGCAGUGAGGAAAGUGCUGAGCUCUGUUGUGAAGCAACAGGUCUUAGAAGACGAAGGACUGCAUACUCUCCUAUGUGAAGUUGAGAGCAUCAUCAAUGGGAGACCCUUAACCACGAACACAGAUCACCCCAAUGACCUCGAGCCGCUGACACCAAAUCACCUGCUCGCAUUGAAAACACAGCCUAGUUUUCCACCUGGAUGUGGCUGCCUCGAGGUAACAAACAUCACCUCCUCCAGGAGCUCCACAGUGUCCUCCUCCGAGAUUACUGCGGUCAACUGGUGA